This is a messenger RNA of Arabidopsis lyrata subsp. lyrata, 1064 nucleotides long. Its product is annotated as MOB kinase activator-like 1A. Lineage: Eukaryota; Viridiplantae; Streptophyta; Magnoliopsida; Brassicales; Brassicaceae. The transcript is spliced from 7 exons. Gene Ontology annotation, cellular component: cytoplasm; nucleus. The record is from RefSeq and is a predicted model, not a curated record. The coding region runs from base 172 to 819 and encodes 215 amino acids. Gene Ontology annotation, biological process: signal transduction; positive regulation of protein phosphorylation. Gene Ontology annotation, molecular function: protein kinase activator activity.
AAAAAAAUAUGACAGCUAAUAAGAAGAGAGAGAGAGAGAGAAAGAGAAUCAACGAGUCUUUCGUCUUCACCAUAUAAAUAGUCUCUCACUUUUUCCCGUCUUUCUCUUUUCUCAUUUUUCCACCUGAGGAAAAAAGCUUUUUCGAAUCUCUCUCGCUUGCUUUUUGUCGCCAUGAGUCUCUUUGGGCUUGGGAGAAAUCAAAAGACUUUCCGUCCUAAAAAGAGUGCACCUUCUGGAAGCAAGGGUGCACAGCUUCGGAAGCAUAUAGAUGCCACCCUAGGAAGUGGGAACUUGAGAGAAGCUGUGAGACUUCCUCCAGGAGAGGAUGCAAAUGAAUGGCUUGCUGUAAACACUGUGGAUUUCUUUAAUCAGGUGAAUUUGCUAUAUGGCACACUUACCGAGUUCUGCACACCUGAUAACUGUCCUACAAUGACUGCUGGCCCAAAGUAUGAGUACAGAUGGGCAGAUGGUGUACAGAUCAAGAAGCCCAUCGAGGUAUCUGCUCCAAAGUAUGUUGAGUACUUGAUGGAUUGGAUUGAGACUCAACUCGAUGAUGAGACUUUAUUUCCUCAAAGGCUUGGAGCACCAUUUCCUCAGAACUUCAAGGAUGUGGUGAAAACGAUCUUCAAACGGCUAUUCCGAGUUUAUGCUCAUAUAUAUCAUUCUCAUUUCCAGAAAAUCGUUAGCCUCAAAGAAGAAGCUCAUCUCAACACUUGCUUCAAACAUUUCAUCCUCUUUACUCAUGAGUUUGGACUGAUAGACAAGAAAGAACUCGCGCCUCUACAAGAGCUCAUAGAAUCUAUCAUUUCACCUUAUUGAGCAAAAAAGACUAUUUCAGUUUUUUUUUUUUUUUCAGAUUAAAAACCCCAAAAAUAAAAUUAACGGUAAGAAGUUUUAUUUUUAAUUAUAAAUCUCUCUUUGUUUGUUUCAAGUUUUCUUUUUUCUUAAUCCUCUGUAAAAUUUAAACAUUUACUAUGUAAAAAAAUUCGAUCUUGACUAGACCUUUAUUCAUGUGUGUUCAUGUGAAAAGUAAAAGGAACUUUACAAUAUUUAAUUCAUGUUAA